Molecule: messenger RNA, 1374 nt
Organism: Penicillium alfredii
Lineage: Eukaryota; Fungi; Ascomycota; Eurotiomycetes; Eurotiales; Aspergillaceae
Exons: 5
Coding region: 1-1374 (457 amino acids)
Biological process (GO): proteolysis
Molecular function (GO): serine-type endopeptidase activity
Source: RefSeq, a predicted model, not a curated record
AUGCGAGCCGGAACACACCCCCGGGAGAAGUUCGACCAACUUGUGGACGAGAUCGAUGGGAAUGAAGGCACGCAGAUUGCAUUCAAGAAUCUGAGCCACUACAGCUACAUAACCAAUCUCACCGACACUCAAGUGAAUGAAAUCCGAAAGAAAGAUUUCAUUCUUCUUGUGGCGCCACGAUUCCUGGGGCAACAUGAGAAACGCUGGGAGAGCUUUCCAAACAGCUCAAACAGCUCGGACGACUUUUUAACUUCUCAUGACAGGUCCUUGCUCGAGCCUAGAGUGACGGUGAGUGGACGCUCUCUCAUUGAGCAACAGCGGUUGAUUUCCUUCAAUCGAAUGGGCCAACCUCCGUUAUCAGCCAAGUACAAGCGCGAUGACAGCGAAGGCCAAAAUGUCCGGCUGUUUAUGAUGGACAGCGGCUUUAACUUGGAAAUCCCGGAACUCAGAGAUCGUCCGGGCCCAAUCAAAACAUACGUCGUCCCCAAUCACAGGUUCCCUCAGGAACACCUGGGGCUAAAAAUCAAGCGGAACAGCAUCAAGGACCGGGGCAACCAUGGCACUAUGAUGGCCAUUGCAGCCGGAGGUAGAACAAUUGGGAUUGUUCCUAAGUCAGAUCUCGAGUUGGUCAAGAUGUGCGCCGACUACGACGAUCGGCGUGGCGGGUCCAAAAUUUUGUUUACUGUGGAAGGAUAUCAAAAUGCCGUGGACUAUGUGAUGGAUCGGAUUGAGGAGAUAAAAGGAAGAGACCGGGCGGCAAAGAUUGUGGUCAACUUUUCGGGCAGCCCACAGCGAUACAGCGACCCCGAGGAGCACGAAAACGCUCGUAUAAUUUGGAAGGAUUUCAUCGAGGUGCUGGCAGAACACGGGGUUUUAUUCGUCGUCUCUGCCGGAAACGACGGCCGCAGAGGAUUGACCUUGGCCCAUGGGUAUAUCACGUCUCUUGGGACGUCACAAAACAACGUCGUAACCGUGGGGGGUGUGCUCGCCGAUGGGUCCCCGUACAUGGAUACCACGCCCGAGUAUACGGGCCACCCACAGGGAGGGUCACUGAGUCUUUACGGUCCUGUGAUUGUCGACAUCAGAGACAACACUGGGAGGUUUGUGACUGGGCCGAAUAGAAACAAAGGGACGAGUAUUGGGUCUGCAAUAACAGCUGCCCUGCUUGUUUAUUUCCUCGGCAUCGAUCCGUGCAAUGCUGAUCCAGAAUAUGCGGAUCUCGAAAGAAAACUUUACCGUGGUGGGAUCCCUUCGGCUUCCAAGUUGAAGAGAUACGCUAUUGAGAGCUCGUUCAAACGAACCAAUGUUCACCCACCUCCUGGCCUGCCGAACCUCAAUGCAAUCUAUAACAUGGCCCGGGGGAGAGUGUAUUAG